Perca fluviatilis (European perch) is the source of this 5872-nucleotide messenger RNA. RefSeq names its product Niemann-Pick disease, type C1 (gene npc1). Gene Ontology annotation, cellular component: membrane. NCBI's taxonomy places the organism in Eukaryota, Metazoa, Chordata, Actinopteri, Perciformes, Percidae. Gene Ontology annotation, molecular function: lipid carrier activity. Bases 85 to 3903 code for a protein of 1272 amino acids. The record is from RefSeq and is a predicted model, not a curated record. The transcript is spliced from 25 exons.
AUUCGACGAAGAAGAAACCAUUCACAAGAUUAUGCGAAACUUGUUGUGGACUGUCACUUCGAUACUAUCGUUUCAGUAAGAGGGAUGGGAGUCCUACCAGGGAGAAGCCUUUUAUGCAUACUUUUUUUAAUUAUAAUCAUCUCAGAGGGACAUUUUCGAUGGGUUGAGGCCCAGCACUGUGUGUGGUAUGGUGAGUGUGGGGAAUCCGUAAAGGUGCCUGGAAAAAAGUACAACUGCAACUACACAGGUCCUCCCCGCCCCCUAGACGCUAAGGGCUAUGACCUUCUCACGGAGCUUUGUCCUGGAUAUGACUAUGGAAGCAAAAGCCUCUGCUGUGACGUUAACCAGUUGCAAACACUCAAAGGGAGUCUCCAGCUGCCCCUACAGUUCCUGUCUCGGUGUCCUGCCUGUUUCUUCAACUUGAUGAACCUGUUCUGUGAGCUUACAUGCAGCCCUCACCAGAGUCAGUUCAUGAAUGCCACGAAGAUCGACAAGACCAAUGUAGUGGAAGUCCAGUACUAUAUUGGACAGACAUUUGCUAAUGCCAUGUACAAUGCCUGUAAGGACGUCCAGGCACCAUCCAGCAACGUAAAGGCCUUAUCACUGCUGUGUGGGAAGGAUGCAAAGGACUGCAAUGCUACCAACUGGAUCCAGUAUAUGUUUGAUAUUAACAAUGGACAGACUCCCUUUCCUAUCAUCCCAAUAUUCUCAGAUGUCCCAGUGUCUGGUUACACUCCCAUGAACAACAAAACAUAUGCCUGUACAGAGGGCCUGGAGGACGGUUCAGGUCCCUGCUCCUGUCAGGACUGCACAAAGGCCUGUGGCCCCAAACCUGUGCCCCCCCCUGUCCCCCCUCCCUGGACAAUCCUUGGUAUCGAUGCCAUGACUCUCAUCAUGUGGAUCUCUUACAUGGCCUUCCUGCUUAUCUUUAUUGGAGCUGUACUGGGAGCUUGGUGUUACAGGAAAAGGACCAUCAUGUCUGAGUAUGGCCCCAUAUUGGACAGCAAUAACCCACUGUCUCUCAACAGUGAUAAUCCUGACCAAGUAAAUGCAUCAUGCUGUGAAACAUUGGGUGAGCGAUUCGAGAAUGCUCUGCGGACCCUCUUCAGCUCCUGGGGUUCCUUCUGUGUGCGGCAUCCUUCUGUGGUCAUACUGGGCAGCCUGAUACUGGUGGUCUCCGCCUCUGGGGGCCUGGUCUAUAUGCGCAUCACCACAGACCCUGUUGAGCUGUGGUCAUCUCCCACUAGCCAGGCUCGUCAAGAGAAGGACUACUUUGACAGCCACUUUGGACCCUUCUUUAGAACUGCGCAGCUCAUCAUAACCACUCCACUCAAUGGAAGUUUCACCUACUCCCCAUACUUUGGAGGAUCAGAUGUCCCAUUUGGAGCCAUCCUGGACAAAGAUAUCCUGCACCAGGUGCUGGAUCUGCAGCUUGACAUUGAAGGCAUUGUAGCCACAUAUGAGGGCCAAACCGUCACCCUUAAUGACAUCUGCUUGGCUCCGCUGGCCCCGUACAAUAACAACUGUACCAUCUUGAGUGUCCUCAACUACUUUCAGAACAGCCAUGCUGUGCUGGACCACACCAUAGGAGACGAUUUCUUUGUGUAUGCUGACUUUCACAGCCACUUCCUCUACUGUGUCAGUGCACCAGCAUCCCUAAAUGACACCACCCUCCUCCAUGACCCCUGUUUAGGCACUUUUGGCGGCCCCGUCUUCCCUUGGCUGGCCCUCGGGGGUUACGAUGAAACCAACUACAACAAUGCCACUGCUCUUGUGAUCACCUUCCCACUCAACAACUACCUGAAUGACUCAGUUAGGCUGGGCAAAGCUCUGGCAUGGGAGAAAGAAUUCAUCAAAUUCAUGAAGAACUUCAAAAACCCUAACCUGACCAUAGCCUUUAAUGCUGAGAGGAGUAUUGAAGAUGAAAUAAACAGAGAGAGCAACAGUGACAUCAGCACCAUAGUAGUCAGCUAUGCCAUCAUGUUCAUCUACAUCUCCCUGGCCCUGGGUCACAUCCACAGCUGCAGGAGACUGAUGGUGGACUCCAAGAUUUCUCUGGGUAUAGCGGGUAUCCUGAUUGUGCUCAGCUCUGUGUCCUCAUCACUGGGGAUCUUCAGCUAUUUUAACAUCCCCCUUACCCUCAUUGUGAUUGAGGUCAUUCCUUUCCUGGUGCUGGCCGUUGGAGUGGACAACAUCUUUAUUAUAGUACAGACCUAUCAGAGGGAUGAGCGGAUGCCCCAGGAGGAACUUCACCAGCAGAUUGGUCGUAUUCUUGGAGACGUAGCCCCCAGCAUGUUCCUCUCCUCCUUCUCAGAGACAGUUGCCUUCUUCCUGGGAGCCCUGUCCAACAUGCCCGCAGUGAGGACUUUCUCUCUGUUUGCUGGCUUGGCUGUUUUUAUUGAUUUCCUGUUGCAGAUCAGUUGCUUUGUCAGCUUGCUCGGCAUGGACGCCAGGAGACAGGAGGGGAAUCGACUCGACAUCUUUUGCUGUGCGAAGCUGCCGGAAGCUCAGGAAACUAAGACGGACAGCUUCCUCUUCCGUUUUUUCAAGAAAGUCUUUGCUCCAUUCAUCCUCAAAGAGUGGGUGCGACCGAUCAUAGUGGCAGUGUUUGUGGGAAUACUCUCCUUUAGUAUUGCUGUGGUGAAUAAAGUAGAGAUUGGACUGGACCAGAAACUCUCCAUGCCGGAUGACUCGUACGUCCUGGACUAUUUUAAGAACAUGAGCAUGUAUCUCCACACUGGAGCUCCAGUGUACUUUGUGGUAGAAGACGGUCUUAACUACAGUAGCCCAGAAGGCCAGAAUGUUGUGUGUGGAGGAGUGGGCUGCAACAACGACUCUCUGGUCCAGCAGGUCUACAGCGCCUCACUCAUCAGCAACUACACAACCAUCGCCUUCACACCGUCCUCUUGGCUCGAUGACUACUUUGACUGGGUGAAGCCGCAGUCCUCCUGCUGUCGAUACUACAACACCAGUGGGGCUUUCUGCAAUGCCUCUGUGGUAAAUCCCUCCUGCGUACACUGUCGGCCCAUGACUCCCAGUGGUAAGCAGCGGCCAGAAGGAGAGGACUUCAUGCAUUUUCUACCCAUGUUUCUGUCAGACAAUCCAAACAUCAAGUGUGGAAAAGGCGGCCACGCGGCGUACGCCACAGCAGUUGACCUGUAUCCCAACAACACGGGGGUCGGAGCCACUUACUUCAUGACUUACCACACCAUCCUGAAAGAAUCCCCAGACUUCAUAGAUGCUUUAAAAAUGGCCCGAAUCCUGGCUGACAAUAUCAGUCAGUCCAUGGAUCACAAAGUUUUUGCCUACAGCGUCUUCUAUGUGUUUUACGAGCAGUACCUCACCAUUGCAUAUGACACAGCUCUGAACUUGAGCGUGUCACUGGCAUCCAUAUUUGUUGUGACGACGGUGUUGCUGGGCUUCGAGCUGUGGUCGGCUGUGAUCGUCAGCAUUACCAUCGGCAUGAUCCUGGUCAACAUGUUCGGCGUCAUGUGGCUGUGGAACAUCAGCCUCAACGCAGUUUCCCUUGUGAACCUGGUCAUGUGCUGCGGUAUCUCGGUGGAGUUCUGCAGUCACAUUGUGCGAGCGUUUUCCAUCAGUGUGAAGAAGAACAGAGUGGAGCGGGCUGAGGAGGCCCUGGCUCACAUGGGCAGCUCUGUAUUCAGUGGGAUCACAUUAACAAAGUUUGGAGGUAUACUAAUCCUGGCGCUUUCCAAGUCGCAGAUCUUCCAGGUCUUCUACUUCAGGAUGUACUUGGCCAUAGUGUUGCUGGGGGCCACGCACGGCCUCAUCUUCCUCCCUGUACUGCUCAGUUAUAUCGGUCCUUCGGUGAACAAAGCAAAGGUGUUUGCUGCUAACAAGCGCUAUGCUGGUACAGAACGGGAGCGCCUCCUCAACUACUAGCAGGCUGUUUGGGAACAACAAUGAACAAUGAACUAUGAACUAUUUGUCUGAAAGGGACUGUGUGGGUGUGCGCGCAAGCCGUUUCUGUGAUUACUGACACACUCAUCACUGUUGACACUACUAUGCACGGAUUUAACUCAGGAAUAUACUUGGGAGUAGAAGUGCCAGAGGCCGUGUCCAACUGUAAAAUUAUUGAUUUUCCUCAGAAGACUUUGGACCCCCACCAUUCGUCCUCCUCACACUACGGGACAAGCCUGACUUCUGCAUUUGAAGCACGGGUGACAUACCACUGAACAAAAAAAUGCACUGUCUGCUUUGACAGUGUGGAAGUAGGAGAGACACCACCCCCAACAUCAGUUACAGACCAACUCUGUCAGUUCCAUAUGCUAUGAGCUAUUUUGAUUUGGGAAAAAACUCAAAAGGGUAAAACUGGACCGUUUUUUUUCCCCAUGAUUUUAAAUAUAUUUACCAGGAUAAAAAUCAAAUGAGUAAUGGUAAAUUAUUUUGAAAUUUUUACUUAACUUACGUGGGACUUUUGUAGAACUGUUUGAUAUUAUGAAUAAUUUGUUUACUGGAAUAGAACAUACAGUGGAGCUGAGAGAUAACUAUUUUGAUAUGAGAAGGGCCUCAUAAUACCUGGUAUUAACAUGUAUCGUAUCCCGGGGCUGUGUCUACAUACUGUAUUAUAAAUCAGGUCAGCUAGUUGUAGCAUUUUCACCUAGCAAUAAUGGGUUUCCUGUGUAUUUGCACAGUAAUGUUUUCACUGCAGCACACUGGAUUUGAAUGUUGAAGGUUUUUGGGCGUGUUCACAUCCAUGUUGGGAGAGCAGUGUAGGAAUUGUAGCCCCUUUUUACCUUUCGUAGUAUACAUUUAAAAAAAAAAAAGGCUACAAUUUCUAAAUGGACAUGGAUGUAAACUCCAUCAAAGCUGAAACUUCACAGUAAUUGUUUUAUUUAAAAAUCAGAGAAUGGGAAUGCAGAGCCAAAAACAGUGCAAGUACUAGCCCUUAGGUGUUGUGUGUUGCUCUCCAAACUGCAUCCUGCUGUUUCUUUUAUUUUCACAUUGGUUUUUACAUGAUCUGGUGCAACAUUUCAUUUUAGAGCUAGUUAGUGUAUCUUAAGUGUCCUUUUAAGGUGUUUGCAUGCUUUUACAAAAAACUCUGUGUGACAUCAGUCAAGACACAUGUUAAUGCCAGGUGAACAGGAUGCUAUCAGGCCAAUAAUGGGUUUUACAUUGAAGUGUAAGUGAGACAUUUUGCAGUUACUGAACAGAACAUUUGUUGCAUUAAGAGGUAAAGAGACGAAGCUUUACAUUUCACUAUAAUGGGACUAAUUUAGAUGUAUUUCUACGGUAUGUCAUUUACUGUGUGUGUUGAGACAGAAUACUGUAGCUUGGCUGAAUGGUACAGGUCUGAGUUUUUCAUUCAAACACAUUUAAGUUAUUCUUUUUUUAUUUAGUUAACUAUUAACAUUUUGUUACCAUGCAAAAACACUUCCAGUGACCUUGAAAGUAAAGGAUCCUCCCAGCAACAUGUUCAGCUGCAGCUCAACGUGUCUGAGAUUGGAGCUAGUCGAGAUGAUGACACAUCCAGGUGGUGUGAUCCCACCAGAUUAAUGUGAAUAGGGUUGUACCAUCAUUGGAACAGGAUGUUAUGUUUAGGUUUUUUGUUUCCCACGAUUCAGUUAUUUUUAUUUUUAUUUUUUAUUUUUUUAUUUUUUUUCUUUGGAAUGUAAGAAAGAAUUGUGUUAAUUAACAGUUUAAUGUAAAAACAAAUGUUUAUGAGCAACCGACUGAAGAAGUUGUAACGAAUAACGAAGAAUUGUGCUUGCUAACAGUGCUGUGCAUUGACAUGGACAAAUCAUCUCUGCAUUGAAGAAUAUGAUUGUGGGGGAAAAAACCUAAACCAAGUAUAGGAAUACUUUAGUUUUUAACAAUUUUAACACAAUAUUAAAUAGUUCUCAGAAAAAUA